This is a messenger RNA of Lactuca sativa (garden lettuce), 572 nucleotides long. Its product is annotated as ubiquitin-NEDD8-like protein RUB2. The record is from RefSeq and is a predicted model, not a curated record. Gene Ontology annotation, molecular function: protein binding. NCBI's taxonomy places the organism in Eukaryota, Viridiplantae, Streptophyta, Magnoliopsida, Asterales, Asteraceae.
GAAUAGUAAGGUAUCCCACCAGACCAACAGAGAUUAAUUUUUGCUGGAAAGCAAUUAGAAGAUGGCAGAACUCUUGCUGAUUACAACAUCCAGAAGGAAUCCACGCUUCAUUUGGUUCUUAGACUCAGGGGAGGAACUAUGAUCAAGGUCAAGACUCUGACUGGAAAAGAAAUUGAAAUUGAUAUUGAACCAACUGAUUCCAUUGAUCGGAUCAAGGAAAGAGUUGAAGAGAAGGAAGGAAUUCCUCCAGUUCAACAGAGGCUGAUCUAUGCUGGGAAACAGCUUGCAGAUGAUAAGACUGCAAAAGACUACAAUAUUGAGGGGGGUUCUGUUCUUCAUCUUGUUCUUGCACUAAGAGGUGGUGGUAAGUGAUAAGUGGUAAGUGGUAAGUGGUAACAAUCAAGAAAGACUACAUGUUUACCAAAGUUUAGUAAUGAAACUAUGUAUAUGGCUGCAUACCUUAGUCUCAUUUGGCUUUUUUAUAUUUUUAUUUUAUGAGCAUUUAUUUGCACUUGAUGUCAUUUGAAAACAAAUUGAGCUUUUAUCCUAUAUCUUUGCUAUAUUUUGUUAAA